This is a messenger RNA of Sitodiplosis mosellana (orange wheat blossom midge), 1364 nucleotides long. RefSeq lists its product as uncharacterized. The record is from RefSeq and is a predicted model, not a curated record. The transcript is spliced from 3 exons. The coding region runs from base 172 to 648 and encodes 158 amino acids. Lineage: Eukaryota; Metazoa; Arthropoda; Insecta; Diptera; Cecidomyiidae.
UCCAUUAUAGUAAAUUAUGAAGGUGAUUCGGAUAUUGAAUACAAUACAGAAGUAGAUGAUGUUUUUGAAGUACCACCACAACAGACACGCCGCUCCACUCCGAAAAAGAAAUGGAUUACACCACGAUUAUGCGCCGCACUUGAUAAAGCGAAGUUGUCGAACAGAGAGGCGAUGCAUAUAUUGAUGGCAACGGUAGAUGCUUUGAAGAUUCCUGCCGUUAAUUUAGUCCUAAAUCGUACUUCUCUACAAGAAUCGCGUGAGGAAAAUCGACGAAUUCAAUAUGAUGAAUCAAAAUCCGAUUUCAUAGACAACUUAAGUACUAACGAUCGUUUAGUGGUUCACUGGGAUGGAAAAAUUUUGAAUGAUUUGUGCGGCAGAUCCAAGGUAGAUCGUAUAGCAGUUCUUGUUAGCUACAAUGGAAGUUUCAAAUUUUUAGGAGCUCCGAAAAUUGAAUCGGGUACGGGAAAACAUAUUGCUCAAGCCGUUUAUAAUAUUCUAGUUGAAUGGAACAUUUCUGAAAGAGUUGUGGCCUGCAGCUUUGAUACAACUUCCUCAAAUACUGGCCAUAAAAGUGGUGCUUGUGUUCUUUUGGAAGAACUUCUCGGCCGGAAACUCAUUUAUCUUGCAUGCCGCCAUCAUUGUUCAUGAAAUUGUGCUUAAAAAUGUCUUUGAGAAGAAGUGUGGCAGCAGCAGUGCACCUGAAACUCUAAUUUUCAAUCGAUUCGCUGAUGUAUGGCACGAAAUCAAACGAGAUCAAUUCAAUUCUGGCCUUGAUGACUCAAUUGUCUGCUCAAAAAUUCCCAAUGAUGAACGUGAACAAAUUAAACAGUUUUGCCAAAACCAAAUCAAACAUACUCAAAUACGUAGCGAUUAUAAGGAGCUGUUGGAGCUCACGAUCACAUUCCUUGGUGGUGACGGUGGCGCUUUUCGUACAUGUGGUGCAACCUCUGAUGCAAGAUUUAUGUCAAAAGCAAUUUAUUGUCUGAAAAUUUUCCUGUUUCGUGGCCAAUUCAAUUUAUCUAAGAGAGAGCUCAAUUCUAUUCGAGAUGUUUCAAUUUUUGUCGUUAAAAUUUACAUUAAAGUCUGGUACGGAUGUACGAAUUCUAUUGAAUCUCCCAAUCAAGAUUUGAAUUUUUUGCGUGCCGCUAACGAAUAUUCCAAAAUUGAUAUAGAUAUAUCUGCCGCAGUAAUUGAAAAAAUGAUGAAUCACUUGUGGUAUCUGACUCCAGAAACAGUGGCGCUGGCAUUUUUUGAUGCCGAGUAUGUGACUCGUCACUGAAAGCUGUAGACUCUACGUAUUGGAAUCGUACCAUCAGUCUACUCAGUCACAGUCUUCUUUUUCAAACUUUUCCCAGAAAAGAUCC